Penicillium angulare is the source of this 912-nucleotide messenger RNA. Its product is annotated as SDR family oxidoreductase. Lineage: Eukaryota; Fungi; Ascomycota; Eurotiomycetes; Eurotiales; Aspergillaceae. The transcript has 2 exons. Gene Ontology annotation, molecular function: oxidoreductase activity. The coding region runs from base 1 to 912 and encodes 303 amino acids. The record is from RefSeq and is a predicted model, not a curated record.
AUGUCACACUUGCAAGCAUCAGAGCUAUUUUCAGUCAAGGGCCGCGUCGUCGUCGUCACUGGAGGAGGCUCAGGUCUCGGUCGUACAAUUGCCCACGCCCUCGCCGUAAACGGGGUAUCCAAGGUCUUCGUCUUAGGCCGGCGUGAGGAAGCCCUCCAACAGACAGCCACCCAAGAUCCCAACGUCAUUAUCCCAGUUAAAUGCGAUGUAUCGUCGAAGGAAUCCCUCGAUGCAGCAUACGAAGCCAUCGCUGCACAGACAGACCACAUCGAUGUUUUAUUCGCCAACAGCGGAAUAAUGGGUCCCGAUAUGCCCAUGCCUAAGCCUAAAGCCGACGGUUCUAUGCCAUCUAUCACUGAGGUCCGAGAUCAGCUAUACAAUGUCCCGAUGACCGAGUUCACCAAUGUCAUGGAUGUCAACGUGACAGGUGUCUACUAUACUGUUCUGGCCUUCUUGCCGCUUCUCGAUGCCGCCAAUUCGAAGAGACCCGCUCCUCAGCCUAAUGUGCUGUCGACACCUACUCCCCAGGUUAUUCUGACCGGGUCUCUUGCUGGGUUCAACCGGAAGCCGCCAUACAGCUAUGCUUAUAACGUAUCCAAGGCGGCGGUGCAUCAUCUCACCAAGAUGCUUUCGACGACCUUCACCUCUUAUAAUAUCCGUUUCAAUGGUAUUUCUCCCGGUCUUUACCAAUCCGAAAUGGCCCAGCAUAGCUUUAAUGACAAUGGAGUCCCGGAUGCUGGAAUCUCUGAUGGCUCAUUCCCGGUCGAUAUGAUUCCGUUGACUCGUGCUGGAAGUCAGCAGGAUUUUGCCGGUGUGGUCGUUUGGAUGACGAGCGCCUCGGGUGGGUAUUUGAAUGGUAACAUUCUGCUUACCGAUGGUGGUCGUCUCUCCGUUAUGCCCUCUACCUACUAG